UUCAUGUGCUAAUGUCUCUCACCAGUGGCCAUCAAAUUCCUCCAUCACUGUGAAACGGUUGGACAUGAAACUUGCCAUUUACCUAUAUAUACUCAGACACAAAGCAUUUGAGCAAAAAAUAAGUAUCAAAACAUUCAACUAACUUUCAUUUUUCCUUGCAAUUCUCAAAAUUCUUAAUCUUUUUUUUACUUCAUAACUUAGACUUACAAGUAUCCCUUGAGACAAUGGGUAUCAAAGUGACUCCAUUUAUUCAGGCUAAUAGAAUUCUAAGGAGGUCUUCAACAGGUGUUCCAAAAGGUCAUUGUGCGGUAUAUGUAGGACUGAGCCAGAAGAAGAGAUUCGUCGUGCCAGUAUCAUACUUGAGCCACCCUUUAUUUCAAAACUUCUUAGCUCAAGCUGAAGAAGAGUUUGGAUUUGAUCAUCCAAUGGGCGGUCUCACGAUACCUUGCAAAGAGGACGUGUUCAUUGAUCUUACUUCCCGCUUAAGAAGAACAUAAGUAGUAUCAUAGUGCAAAUUCUUCACCAAAUGAAAUUUUGUAAAUAGUAGGAGUUAUAAAUGAUAAGGAGAGGUCAAGAGAGGCAAGUACACUGUAUCGUUGAAACACAAGAAUCUAUGAGGGAAAAAGUUUCCUGAUCAAUUUAUGAAUAGAAGAUGUUCUAGUUCUGAUUAA
Molecule: messenger RNA, 671 nt
Organism: Lycium ferocissimum
Lineage: Eukaryota; Viridiplantae; Streptophyta; Magnoliopsida; Solanales; Solanaceae
Product: auxin-responsive protein SAUR21-like
Exons: 1
Coding region: 225-497 (90 amino acids)
Biological process (GO): response to auxin
Source: RefSeq, a predicted model, not a curated record